AUGGUUCAAGAUUUUGUUUCUCUACCAAACGCAGAAGCCUACGCUGUCAAUUGUGGCUCUGUUUUCUCAAUGUUCACCUACGCGUUCGCUGCCAUAGGACAGUACGACAUCAUCCCAAUAAAGAAUAUUCCCUCUAUGGAAUCUUGUUACACUCAUGAGUUUAAACAGAUGAAAAGUCAGGUUGCAAACUACGUACUCAAAGGAGAGAAGAAGAUUUGGGCAGUGGGGCCCUUGCACCAAACGACAGUCUUUAAGGAGGCCAGAGAUGAUGACAAGUGCUUAUUGGAGUGGCUACACAAACAAGAGCCCAACAGUGUCUUGUAUAUAUCUUUUGGAACAACUACUACUUUUUCUGAGGAAAAGAUCAAAGAGAUUGCUCUUGGUUUGGAGCAGAGUGGGGUAAAGUUUAUGUGGGUGUUGAGAGAUGAAGAUAGAUUAGAUAGCUUCAGCAAUGGAUACAAGGGUGAGCUAUCUAAACUUCCAAGUGGGUUUGAGGAAAGAAUGAGGGGAAAGGGAAUGGGAAUGGUGGUGACGAAAUGGGUGUCCCAAGUGGAGAUUUUAGGGCACAAAUCCAUAGGUGGGUUUAUGAGUCAUUGUGGAUGGAACUCAUGCAUGGAAAGCAUAAGUAUGGGAGUGCCUAUAGCAGCAUGGCCAAUGGAAUUUGAUCAACCUGUGAAUGCUCUCUUACUUACGGAAGUUCUCAAAGUGGGUGUGGCUGUUAUGGAAUGGGAUCAGAGAGAUGAGUUGGUGACUUCAUCCAUGAUUGACAGAGUUGUGAGGACAUUAAUGGCCUCAGAGGAAGGUGGUGAGAUCAGAAAGAAGGCUGAGGAGUUGGGUGCUAAAGUUAGAAAGUCUACAGCUGAAGGAGGAGUCACUCGUAUGGAAUGGGAUUCUUUCAUUGCCCAUAUAACGAGAUAG
Messenger RNA from Humulus lupulus (European hop), 918 nucleotides. RefSeq names its product zeatin O-glucosyltransferase-like. Lineage: Eukaryota; Viridiplantae; Streptophyta; Magnoliopsida; Rosales; Cannabaceae. Bases 1 to 918 code for a protein of 305 amino acids. The record is from RefSeq and is a predicted model, not a curated record. The transcript has 2 exons. Gene Ontology annotation, molecular function: UDP-glycosyltransferase activity.